AUGCCAAUCGGACAUGCUUCACUGAACAUAGCAACCAAGAGAGCGUAUAUUCAGUUGCCAUCUCCUCCACCAGAGCCAGUUAAAAGAGUAAAAUACGAAGAUAAUGUGCUGUUUGAAAUUAAACCAGAAUCGACUUUUUACCAAGUAAUAUAUAGAGAGAUCAGAUUGGGAAACGAGAGAUCUGAAAAGUUCAAAGAAUAUUACAAAACAGAACGCUGCACGAUGAAUAAUUACAAAGGUGAACAUAUUUUGGCAGUAUUUUUCAAACCGCAUUAUAAUUUCCUGCAACUUGUGAUGCAUUGCCUGAGAGAUGUGCCAAUAUUCGUAAUUGGCAUCACUAAUGGCGAUGAGCGAUGUCUGGAAAAUUUACAAAUACCUAUGAUUACCAACGGUAAGAAUAUUAUCAACAAGAUGAAAAUGUUGGAUCCACUUGGUGGUGGAAUGUACCCUCUUGAUUGUUGUGUACUGUUUGACAAUUUGGGUUACGUGCAGAAUACCAUCUCUUGGCAAAACAGUGGUCAUGAUGCAAGGGCCUUCAGAAAGUAUUUAUUAGAUGUAGUGACAGAUCGCGAUAUAAUCAUGCAUUUGGAUCCAUAG
Molecule: messenger RNA, 597 nt
Organism: Kluyveromyces lactis
Lineage: Eukaryota; Fungi; Ascomycota; Saccharomycetes; Saccharomycetales; Saccharomycetaceae
Exons: 1
Coding region: 1-597 (198 amino acids)
Source: RefSeq, a predicted model, not a curated record